This is a messenger RNA of Racocetra persica, 149 nucleotides long. Lineage: Eukaryota; Fungi; Glomeromycota; Glomeromycetes; Diversisporales; Gigasporaceae. The record is from the annotation of a GenBank genome assembly.
AUACAGUUAUUGGUAAUAAAACAUCUAAAAUUCAAAGCUAUUUACAAAGAACUUCAUACAAAGUAUCUGAGAAACUUGUCGUAAUUUGUAAAGCAAAGAAGAUUGAUGUUUUAGCUAUAUCAUAUCGCUUUGGUCUUGACCAAUCAAUG